Alternaria arborescens is the source of this 594-nucleotide messenger RNA. RefSeq lists its product as hypothetical. Bases 1 to 594 code for a protein of 197 amino acids. Gene Ontology annotation, molecular function: ATP binding; protein kinase activity. The record is from RefSeq and is a predicted model, not a curated record. Gene Ontology annotation, biological process: protein phosphorylation. The transcript has a single exon. Lineage: Eukaryota; Fungi; Ascomycota; Dothideomycetes; Pleosporales; Pleosporaceae.
AUGUUCCGCGACAGGAUAGCCACUGAGAUUAUUGUCCUACAGCGCAUACACAGCUUCUUCGCCGCAGCUACUGACGAAACUAUUGCAAAACACUUGCCUAACCUCGUCGACUUUAACCCAAUAGUAGACGGCGGGUCGCGCUGGCUAGCAGUUCAUCCUAUCCGUGGCUUCGAUUUCGAGCGACUCCGGGUCGUAAUUACCCAUAUAAUACAGCCUUCUUCACCGAACUCUGUCACUUACAGCCUCUCCUUCCCUGCGAUACCGGAAGUGCUCGUAUUACACGUUGCGAAGCAGUUGACAGGAGCAGUCGGGUGGCUGCACGACAUCGCCAACACCGCUCAUAACGACAUCUUUGGCGGGAACGUUAUGCUCGACUUGUCUAGCUGGGACAAGGGGCCUGAUUUCACAAUGCCUACUAUUGUCUUGAUUGACUUUAACCGUGCAAGCUUGAAUCCCAAUGAAAAGGAGAAAGGUGCAGACCGUUCAUUCGUGUACGAGUUUAUACACAUGCUCGACAGUACUGGCAGAGCGUCAUCACAAGGAGCCCAUGAACUAGAAGACACCAGUACACCGAAGCGUUCGCCGACCUGGUGA